Messenger RNA from Knipowitschia caucasica, 393 nucleotides. Lineage: Eukaryota; Metazoa; Chordata; Actinopteri; Gobiiformes; Gobiidae. The record is from the annotation of a GenBank genome assembly.
AUGCAGCAGCUGUCUCUGGACGAGCUGAAGCAGGUUUUGUUUCACGCCUUCAGAGAUCACCUGACCAUGAAGGACAUCGAGAACAUCAUCAUCACAGAAGAGGAGAGCCUCAACGAGACGGGGAACUGUCCGGAGUACGAGGGAGUCCAUCCCAAGAAGAAGAACCGUCAGACGUGCGUGCGGAAGAGCCUGAUCUGCGCCUUCGCCAUGGCGUUCAUCAUCUCCGUCAUGCUCAUCGCGGCCAAUCAGAUGCUCCGAGCCAUGACGACCACCUCCCCCCAUCACCGCCCCCCCAUCACCUCCCCUCCUCUGGCUCAGACACAGGCCGAAGCCACUGGUCUCACCGUCGCCGCUGUUUCUACACGUUUGUUUGGACUUCACAAUGUGUUUUAA